AAUUUUCAAAUUCAAAAAUUGUAGCACAUUUUAUUUUUGUUGUUCAUCUUUAGAGCGUUAUAAAUAUUACUCCAAUUUUGAUUAUGUUCUACUUAAUAGGCCUCGGUUUAGGUGACGCCAAGGAUAUUACUGUGAAAGGUUUGGAGAUUGUAAAAAAAUGUGAUAAAGUGUUAUUAGAAGGUUAUACUUCGAUACUUACUGUAGGGAAAGAUGUAUUGGAAGAAUUUUACGGGAGAACGUUGAUCAUAGCAGAUAGGGAGUUAUGUGAAAGCAAUAUAGAUGAUACUUUAAAAGAAGCUAAGGAGAAAGACAUCGCGCUCUUAGUUGUGGGAGAUCCCUUAGGAGCAACUACACAUACAGAUAUGUUGCUUCGUGCAAAGGAAUUUGGAGUUGAAACACAAAUUGUGCACAAUGCAUCCAUAAUGAAUGCAGUUAGCUGUUGCGGUUUACAGCUAUACAACUUUGGUGAAACUGUAUCUAUACCUUAUUGGACUGAGACUUGGAAACCAGACAGCUUCUUUGAGAAAAUUCUUGGAAAUUACUCUAGAAACUUGCACACUCUUUGCCUUUUAGAUAUAAAGGUAAAGGAACCAACUGAAGAGUCAUUGACAAAAAAGGUCCGUCAGUAUAUGGACCCUAAAUUCAUGUCAGUCAAAGAAGCUGCCCAGCAAUUAGUGCAGAUAACCGAAAAUCAAACUAACACUGGCAUCAGCAGAAACAGUUUGGCGAUUGGUUUAUCAAGGGUGGGAGCGCCAGAUCAAAAGAUAGCAGCUAUGUCGUUGGAAGAAAUGCAACACCAUGAUCUCGGCGCACCUUUACACAGCCUUGUCAUUCCUGCGGCCGUUUUGCAUCCACUUGAAGUUGAUUACCUCGCUCAGUUUAGAUAACCACAUAAUACACAUACUCCAUUAAAAGAAAAUGUAUUUUUAUUACAUAUUUAUUUGGCUACAAAUGCCAGAAUUAUUCGCGACAACAUAAAUUGUUGAAUAAGAUAUUUAUAAGUUUUAAAUAAACAUUAUUAUGAACUAAUUUAAUUAUAGUUUUAUUAUUUACAAUUAUAAUAGUUAAUUAAAAUCGUGAUAUUAACAAAUUACGAACUGCUACCAUAAGAAAUAACAUUCAAACUCAUUAUUGGUCCUCAAAGCUACCAAAAAAAAAAAAA
Molecule: messenger RNA, 1162 nt
Organism: Pararge aegeria (speckled wood butterfly)
Lineage: Eukaryota; Metazoa; Arthropoda; Insecta; Lepidoptera; Nymphalidae
Gene: Dph5
Product: diphthine methyl ester synthase
Exons: 5
Coding region: 84-887 (267 amino acids)
Biological process (GO): protein histidyl modification to diphthamide
Molecular function (GO): diphthine synthase activity
Source: RefSeq, a predicted model, not a curated record